CACAACAACACCACGGCCCAGCGGCCACGGGGUUAAAAGCCGGGGCAUUCCCAGGGUGUGUAAGUGUACCUCCUCGUCGAGGGCCACCCACCACGCCUCUCUACCACUCCGUGAUUCGGAGUAAGGGAGACCCAAGAUGCCGUUCCAACACCAACGCCGGGGGGCACCACCCCCCAAGAGAGCCCUCGUUGCCACCAUUUCUGCGGUCUCGCUGUUCAUCCUCGCGCUCUUCGCUCUCGCACAGCUCAGCUCGACCCCGGCCGAGGGGAAGUUUGCUGCAAGAUUUCAAAACGCUGAGCAUGCGGACAACCCGUUCCUCUCCAGGUCGAGAGCCGCUGCGGCCGGCGACAAGUACCUCAUUGGGGUAGGCAAGGCCGACAUCACAGGCCCGGUGGUUGAGAUCAACUUUGCCGGCUAUGCCAACACGGAGCAGAUCGGUUCUGGCUUAAGGCAGCGCAUCUACGCCCGCUCUUUCAUUAUCGGUGAAGUCGGCACAGACAACCGAUUUGUCUACCUCAUUCUCGACGCCAUGUGUGGUGAUACCGCAGUGCGCAACGGUAUUCUUGAAGGGUUGGCUGCCAUGGGAUCUGGCUACUCCAUGUACGGACAGUCGAACGUUGCUGUGGUCGGCACACACUCGCAUAGUGGGCCGGGUGGCUGGUUCAACUACCUCUUGCCGCAAAUUACCAGUCUCGGUUUCGACCACCAAGGCUACCAAGCUAUUGUUGACGGUGCUCUGUUAUCGGUUAAGAGGGCGCACGACUCGCUCCAGGAGGGCUACCUCGACUUUGGCACCACUCACAUUUCAGAGGCCAACAUCAACCGGAGCCCAUACUCGUAUCUCGCUAAUCCCGAGUCGGAGCGUGUGCAGUACACAGAUAAUGUCGACAAGACGCUUACCCUGCUGCGAUUCCAGAGAGCGUCUGAUAAUAAGAACAUUGGCGUUCUGACCUGGUUCCCCGUUCACCCAACGUCUAUGCUCGGCAACAACACCCACGUCACCGGCGACAACAAGGGUCUCGCGGCGUACCUUUUCGAACAGUCGGUCAAGGGGAACGACCAAGCCGCCGACGGCUUUGUGGCCGGCUUCUCCCAGGCUAAUGUGGGCGACACGACCCCAAACAUCCUGGGCGCUUGGUGCGAAGACGGCUCUGGUCAGGAGUGUGAUUUCCAGACCAGCACUUGCGCCGAUGGCAAAUCACAGUCAUGCCACGGCAGAGGGCCCUUUUUCCGGAAGCUCGAUCUCGGUGUGACUAGCUGCUUCGAUAUCGCCUCGAAGCAGUUUUCGGGGGCCAAGGAGCUUUAUGACUCAUUCGACUCCAAAUCAACGGCCGUUGCAGGUUCGAGCGUCCGAUCGUUCCACUACUUUCAAGACAUGCAGUACUACAAGUUCCCCCUGGACAAUGGUACUGAGGUGCAAACCUGCCCAGCUGCCCUUGGAUACUCGUUCGCUGCAGGAACUUCCGAUUGGCCUGGCGCUUUCGACUUCACUCAAGGUGACGAGGGGGCGCCCAAUAACCCUCUAUGGCAAGUCGUGGCUGGUCUGCUUCGUGUCCCCAGCGCCGAGCAGAAGAAGUGCCAAGGGCAAAAGCCAAUUCUUCUCGACGUCGGUGAGAUGGACCUUCCCUACGCGUGGUCUGCCAACAUUGUCGAUGUCCAGUCGUUCCGCGUGGGCCAAUUCAUCAUCGUCAUUUCCCCGUCCGAAGCGAGCACCAUGGCCGGCCGGCGCUGGCGGAACGCCGUCAAGGCUGCUGCGUCUGAGUCCUCCAUAACCGGUGACCACGAACCCUUCGUCGUUCUUGGCGGUCCGGCCAACUCGUAUGCCCACUACGUCACCACGCCAGAGGAGUACAAUGUACAGCGAUACGAAGGUGCGAGCACUCUGUACGGACCGUGGGAGCUACCCGCCUACAUCAAUUUGACCCUCCGCGGCCUGCCCUACCUCAACGAGGCCGCCUCAGACAGCCCCCCGCCCGGGCCCACGCCGCCAGACAACCGCGAGAAGAGCUUGAGCUUUAUCACGGGCGUAGUCUUAGACGCCGCUCCCGCCGGAAAAAGUUUCGGCGCCGUCAUAACCCAGCCAGCAGCCUCAUCCGCCCGCGGUUCUGUCGUCAGUACCACUUUCGUUGGCGCUAACCCGCGGAAUAACCUCCGUCUGGAAGGCACCUUCGCCGCGGUUGAGAAGCUGGGCAGCGACGGGGAGACAUGGACUCAGGUGCUGAGUGAUAAUGACUGGCGGCUGGUGUACAGCUGGAAGCGCACCAACUUUGUGCUGGGCCACAGCGAGGUGACCAUCGCCUGGGAGACCGGCGAUGAGGACGCGGCCGGCACGUACCGGAUCAAGUAUUAUGGCGACUCGAAGCCGUUGAUUGGGGAUAUCACGGCGUUUACAGGGACGACUGACGCGUUCACGCUGACGUAAGGAUAUAUUGGAUGUUCGUGGAGGAUUUCUAAUGUAAUGACUGAUGACGGAAUUUUGGAUAUCUAGUCUUAGUACAUAUUCUAUAUAUUAACAAUGUAGAUUCCGCCGUCUGGGUAGCGUUGUGCUCCUUUAUGUCGCCUACAUUUCGUGAUACAAAUUCGACUGCGUUAACUAACCCCUUGAUUCUCCAACUGACCGGUACAAUCUGAAUUCUCCCCUCCUUUAUGAGAUGUCCGUAAAUCCCUUACCAAAGCAUCCCUGUGACCUCUGACACUUAUUGUA
Molecule: messenger RNA, 2704 nt
Organism: Chaetomium fimeti
Lineage: Eukaryota; Fungi; Ascomycota; Sordariomycetes; Sordariales; Chaetomiaceae
Product: Neutral/alkaline nonlysosomal ceramidase
Exons: 3
Coding region: 137-2422 (761 amino acids)
Biological process (GO): sphingosine biosynthetic process; ceramide catabolic process; long-chain fatty acid biosynthetic process
Cellular component (GO): extracellular region
Molecular function (GO): N-acylsphingosine amidohydrolase activity
Source: RefSeq, a predicted model, not a curated record